ACGAACUCGUCUUCUGUGAGUGGACUUUUCCGUGGCAGGGAGCGUGGAGGCGCGGCCCGCCCUUAAUAUACCCAACCCAGGCCUCUCAGGGGGCACCGAGGACCCUUUCCACCAUUCUCCUUGCCCCUGAAGCCCUAAGGAGGACACAGAGAGGGCGGAGGAAGGUUAAAUAAGGUCACAAGGGGAGGGAGCCCGGCGGCGCAGAGACAGAGCGCAGCCAGUAUUGAAUUUUCCCAGUCUUGUUCCUGCCAUCUUAAGGGUCAGGGGCGUGUUUGACCCAGCUUCCCGCCCCCACCAUGACCUCCGCAGCCAUGUCGGGGAACGUGGGCAUGGAGCAGCUCAUCCCCAUAGUGAAUAAGCUCCAGGAUGCCUUCACUCAGCUGGGGGUACACAUGCAAUUGGACCUCCCCCAGAUAGCCGUGGUGGGAGGACAGUCUGCAGGGAAGUCCUCCGUGCUGGAAAACUUCGUCGGGAGAGAUUUCCUUCCGCGAGGUUCAGGCAUUGUCACGAGGCGUCCACUUAUUCUACAGCUUAUCUACCACCCGCACGAAUAUGGCGAGUUCCUGCACAAGAAAGGGGAAAAAUUCAGCAAUUUUGAUGAGAUUCGGAAGGAGAUUGAAGUGGACACGGACCGCGUCACGGGGCAAAACAAGGGCAUCUCCAACCUGCCCAUCAACCUUCGCGUGUACUCCCCCAACGUGCUCAACCUGACCCUGAUAGAUUUGCCGGGCCUGACCAAGGUUCCCAUCGGUGACCAGCCUGCAGACAUUGAGAUGCAGAUCCGCAACAUGAUCAUGACCUACAUCACCAAGGACAGCUGCCUCAUCCUGGCCGUGUCACCCGCCAACUCUGACCUGGCAAAUUCCGACGCCCUCAAGCUGUCCAAGGAAGCAGACCCGGACGGUCUUCGUACCAUCGGCGUCAUCACCAAGCUCGAUCUCAUGGACGAGGGAACAGAUGCUCGCGACGUCCUCGAAAACAAGCUUCUGCCGCUGCGUCGAGGCUACGUGGGCGUCGUCAACAGGUCACAGAAGGACAUCGACGGCAGGAAAGACAUCAAGCAGGCCAUCGCAGCCGAGCGCAAGUUCUUCCUCUGCCACCCUGCGUACCGCCACGUGGCUGAUCGCAUGGGAACGCCCUACCUGCAGCGCGUCCUGAACCAACAGCUGACCAACCACAUCCGAGAGACCUUGCCCAGCCUUCGCGACAAGCUCCAGAAACAGCUGCUGGCCAUGGAGAAAGAAGUGGACCAGUACAAACACUUCCGCCCUGACGACCCCUCCAUCAAGACCAAGGCUAUGCUACAGAUGAUCCAGCAACUCCAGAACGACUUUGAGCGCUCCAUCGAAGGCUCCGGCUCGGCCCUGAUCAACACCAACGAGCUGUCUGGAGGCGCCAAGAUUAACCGACUUUUCCAUGAACGCUUCCCCUACGAGAUCGUGCGCAUGGAGUUCGACGAGAAGGAACUGCGUCGCGAGAUCGCUUUCGCCAUCCGGAACAUCCAUGGCAUCCGAGUGGGUCUGUUUACGCCUGACAUGGCCUUCGACGCGAUAGUGAAGGGGCAGAUUGGACGCCUCAAGGAACCCAGUCUGAAGUGCGUCGAUUUGGUGGUACAGGAGCUGACCAAUGUUGUGAGGUCCUGUACUCUGAAGAUGUCGCGAUACCCCAGGCUGCAGGAGGAGACCGAGCGCAUCAUCACAACACACAUCCGGGAGAGGGAACAGGUCGUGAAGGAGAACAUUCUGCUCCUCAACGACUGCGAACUUGCGUACAUGAACACAAAUCACGAGGACUUCAUCGGCUUUGCAAAUGCUAACGUCGAGAACUCUACCUCUUUGUUUAUACGCAACCCCAGGGGCUCAAGCAUGGCAGAAGCCAGUCAAUCUGCCCAGCAGACCAGCGAAAACACAGCUAAGUCCGGACGCAAGCUGGGAAACCAAGUCAUCCGGAAGGGCUUCAUGUCCAUCUCAAACCUCGGCUUCAUGAAGGGCGGAUCGCGAGACUACUGGUUUGUCCUGACCUCCGAGUCGCUCUCCUGGUACAAGGACGAGGAGGAGAGGGACAAGAAAUACAUGUUGAUGCUGGAUGGUCUCAAGAUAAAGGAUAUCGAACAGGGCUUCAUGUCUCGCCGCCAUGUCUUCGCACUCUACAACCCCGACCAGAAGAACGUCUACAAGGACUACAAGGAACUUCAGCUCGGAGUGGAAACGCAGGAUGACAUGGAUUCCUGGAAAGCCUCAUUCUUGCGAGCUGGAGUCUACCCCGAGAAGGUGUCCGACAACAGCAAUGGAGAGGAGGGCACCAGCGAGGGCUCCACAUCCAUGGAUCCACAGCUGGAGCGACAGGUGGAGACGAUCCGAAACCUAGUGGACUCCUACAUGAAGAUCGUGACCAAGACGACCCGUGACCUGGUACCCAAGACUAUUAUGCUGCUCAUGAUCAACAACACCAAGGACUUCAUCAUGGGGGAGCUGCUUGCACACCUCUACGCCUCAGGGGACCAGAACGCGAUGAUGGAGGAAAGCCCCGAGGAAGCCCGCAAGAGGGAGGAGAUGCUCAGAAUGUACCACGCUUGCAAGGAGGCCCUCAAGAUCAUUGGGGAUGUAGCCAUGGCAACCGUAACCACCCCUAUGCCUCCCCCUGUGAAGGAUGACUGGCUCUCCACGGGGCAGGACGGAUCCAGGAUCGGGCAGACUGGUCCCCCAUCCCCCGGUGGGAGUGUCAAGCGACCCAACCCACCCCCCAGCCACCCCCAGCGUGUGCCCCCCCCUGUGCCCGGAGUGGGUGGCCGCCCCGCCCCCGCCGUGCCCUCCCGCCCCACCCCCGCCCCACCAAGCCGCCAGGGGAACAGUGGAGUCCUGCCGCCACCCCUUGUGCCCUCCCGCCCCGGGAGUGGUCUCGGCGGGUCCAUGGGGGGGAAUCCGCCGCUUCAACAGAGGGUACAGCAAGCCGCCGCGACCGCUGCCGUCAACGCCGCAGCGAAUGAACUCUUCUCCUCGUUUGGGUUCAAGAAAUAACGUGUCUGUCUGUGUGUCUGUUUGGCCGUCGGCUGUCGGUCUGUCUGGCUGGCUGGUGGUCGGUCUGUCUGGCUGGCUGUCGGUCUGGCUAGCUGGCUGGCUGUUGGUCUGGCUGGCUGUGGGUAUUGCAAGUCAGUGUUGUAAUCUUUGUUUUUCUGUACAAGUGUUUCUUAUUCUACUUGUUGUUCCUUUACUUGUCAUCUACCUCCCUCCUCCUCCUCCUCCUCCUCCUCCUCUUCUUCUUCUUCUUUCCUCCUCCUCCUUGUAUCUCCUGUUCCUCCUUGCUUGUGAACUACCUCCCGACUCCAAACUCCCUUUCCUAUCCUCCUCCUCCUCCUCCUCCUCCUCCUCCUCCUUGUAUCUUCUCUUCUUCAUGUUCUUCCUUCCUUGUGAUCUACCUCCCUUUCCUACUCUCCUCCUCCUCUUCCUCCUCCUCCUCCUUUUCUAUCAACUACCUCCUAACUCCUCCCCACCACCUCCUCCUCCUCCUCCUCCUCCUCCUUCGCUUCCUUCUCUUUCCUCCUCUUCCUCUUGUCUUCCUCUUCUUCCUCCUCCUCCUUUUUCUUAAUUUGUUUCUGCUACAUGUUCUACCCUCCUCCUCCUCCUCCUCUUCCUCCUCC
Eriocheir sinensis (Chinese mitten crab) is the source of this 3637-nucleotide messenger RNA. It is a transcript of the gene shi, whose product is annotated as dynamin-like. The coding region runs from base 297 to 3017 and encodes 906 amino acids. Gene Ontology annotation, biological process: receptor-mediated endocytosis. The record is from RefSeq and is a predicted model, not a curated record. Gene Ontology annotation, molecular function: microtubule binding; GTP binding; GTPase activity. NCBI's taxonomy places the organism in Eukaryota, Metazoa, Arthropoda, Malacostraca, Decapoda, Varunidae. The transcript is spliced from 17 exons. Gene Ontology annotation, cellular component: synapse; cytoplasm; microtubule.